Rhodofomes roseus is the source of this 1273-nucleotide messenger RNA. RefSeq names its product P-loop containing nucleoside triphosphate hydrolase protein. Gene Ontology annotation, cellular component: Rad17 RFC-like complex; nucleus; Elg1 RFC-like complex. Bases 83 to 1165 code for a protein of 360 amino acids. The transcript is spliced from 7 exons. Gene Ontology annotation, molecular function: DNA binding; DNA clamp loader activity; ATP binding. Lineage: Eukaryota; Fungi; Basidiomycota; Agaricomycetes; Polyporales; Fomitopsidaceae. Gene Ontology annotation, biological process: DNA-templated DNA replication; DNA repair. The record is from RefSeq and is a predicted model, not a curated record.
GCGUCUUAACCGUGGCUCACCCGCCUCUCAGCCUACGCGACUUUGUCCACGGAUUCCCGCUAAGACUGCAAACACUGCGGAGAUGGACUCAGAUGAAGACGUCCAGAUGGAGAACACGGAGCAGACGCCUUGGACGGCAGCAAGCAAGGGGAAGGGAAAGGCUGUGGCUGCAGACACAGACGAGCAGUAUGACAAGGAGAACUUACCCUGGGUGGAGAAGUACAGACCUGUAACCUUGGAUGACGUGGUGUCCCACAAGGACAUCACCGGCACGAUCGAGAAGUUCAUAGAAACGAAUCGUCUGCCUCACCUCCUCUUCUAUGGACCUCCUGGAACCGGAAAGACGUCGACAAUCCUUGCUGUGGCGCGUCGGAUAUACGGCAAGAACUAUCGUAAACAAAUCCUCGAGCUCAAUGCCUCGGAUGACCGUGGUAUUGACGUCGUACGAGAGCAAAUCAAGAAUUUUGCCGAAACGCGUACACUGUUCCUCAAAGGCUUCAAGCUCAUCAUCCUUGAUGAAGCCGACAUGAUGACGACCGCUGCUCAGGCUGCUCUCCGGCGUGUGAUUGAGCAGUACACGAAGAACGUCCGAUUCUGCAUAAUUUGCAACUACGUAAACAAGAUCAUCCCCGCCAUCCAGAGUCGUUGCACUCGCUUCCGCUUCUCGCCCCUACCUAUCACGGAGAUCGAACGGCGACUGACUGGUGUCAUUGAAGCUGAAGGGGUCAACCUGAAGGAAGAUGGCAAAAAAGCAUUGUUGAAGCUCUCGAAAGGGGACAUGCGCCGUGCUCUCAAUGUGCUUCAGGCAUGCCAUGCAGCAUACGACACGAUCGGGGAGACGGAGAUCUAUGACUGCACGGGUAGUCCACAACCAGCAGAUAUAGAGACUGUGGUGAACUCUAUGCUGUCUGACGACUUCACGACGUCGUACAAAAUGAUCUCUGCCCUCAAGAUGGAACGAGGUCUCGCGCUGCCCGAUUUGAUCAACGGGGCAUACGAGUACAUCGAGACGAUUGAAUUCAAACCGCACGCACGGAUAUACCUCCUUGACUUCUUGGCGACGACGGAGCACAGAUUAUCGACAGGUGCUAGCGAGAAGAUCCAGCUCACCGCGUUGCUGGGCGCAUUCAAGAAUGCGGUGGAGAUGACAGGGAAGUCAUCAUGACAUUCAUGUCGCAUACUUCUUCCUCAUUCAUUUGGUAAUUGACCUUGCUUUCUCGUGAUUAUCCAUGUAUAUAUGGUGACAGGGUCAUUAUUUACCUCUCGCUACAUA